ACGGGACCCAAACUAGAAAAUUGAACAUUUGACAGAGCUGGCUAUAAUGGUUUCAUUUUUUAAAAACCCUAAGUUAAUUACAAGAACAGGGUGUCACCAGAACAUGGACAGCAGCACAUGGUGCCAUCAGAAUAGGUUACCACCAUUAAAAAAAAAAAGUUAACGUGCUUGGCAUUCAGAUGCCAAAACAGGGUUCAGAUUUCGAACAAAAAUUUGCUAAUAGUUUCCUUCGAAUGCCAAGUUGUUCAAGUUCUAAGGCGUUCGGAUUCUGAGGCCACAGUGUAUAUGAUAUGGACUGAAAAUGUCACCUACCACCACACAAAAAAAGUACCCUCUAGGCAAACCGCCUCUCUACGCCAUUGAUUUUGAAAAUGGUGGGGCGGGUGGGGUAAAGCCCAGGAAAAUGUUAGGAUAUCUGGGGUUUAAAGUAAUAUUUUCUAAUUUAUGCAUUUUGUAGAAUAGAUUAUAUAACACAACUCAACUAACAUGUUUAUUGUUUGAAUGAUAUGUUGGUGUUGUGCGUUUGUAUCUCAAUCAUCUUAGUCUUAUCGGUUGAAAUGUUGUCCUAUCUUCUGCUCAUAUCUAGUCAGUCCAUUUGACUUUAUAUAUUUAUAGAUACGUCUUGGUACCCUUCUAUUACUUCUAUAUACGUUAACACCUAUUACAACAAUUCUCUCCCCCCACCCCCCUUUUUACUAAAUUUCAGGUGUUCCCGAAAUCAUCCAGCUCACCUUAAAGUGUUUCUUUCAAUAUGUUCCGGGGAGGGCGGCUGUGUCAAACAUUUGGGGAGGCAUGCAUAUUGGUACAUAACAAAAUUCAUUCUGGCAAUUUCAUUGGGGAGGGCGCAAUAAAUGCGUUCAGGGUGGGGGGCAUAGCACCUAUUAGCGCCGAAAUUAUGCAUAUAAUAUAAAUAGUGCCUAAUACCAUACAUAACCAUAUUUCACACCAGUUGUGGCGCGCCCUUGGGUCAUCAUCAUGUCCCUUAGUCAUUGGACCAUUAUAUUCCUCUAAUUGUUAGUCAUACAUUUAAUUGAAAUUAAUUCGUUUAGCGUUGAAAGCGAUGAUUUAAUCUUCAAUUCAAUAACACCUUGAAUUAGUGCAAAUAAAUAUAAUUCAUUCUCAGUGAUGUCAGUAAAAUAUUAAUUCAACAGUUUAUAUUUAUCAUUCACCAAAACCCUAUUAAUUAAAUUCUUAAUCGAAUAUUACGUUAGUUAGACAAAAUACUAGGCCUAUUACUAUUACUAUUAUCCUUAGUCUUUUAAAUAUCUAUGUAGCGCAACUCAAUGAGUCAAUGCGUUUAAGAAUGUUUCAUUGUGACCCUGGUUAUUUUAACUACAUGAUACAUGUAUAUGCACUUUUACACGGAAUUCUAAAUUUAGUUUACGGUCAUUCCCUCUAACUCUAAGGUCAUUGGCGUAGUCACGAAGGAGACAAAGAUGGAGUCAGACUGACUGAGUUAUGGCAAGCACAUGAUGAGAAAACUACGUUGUGAGGGAAAAUCUUGUUCAAGUUGAACUUGUCAUGCAAUCAGUGGCCCAAUACGGGAGGAUCGUCGCCCGUGCCUUAGCCGCCGGAAUUCACAACGAAUUUCAGUUGAAAAGUCCAUUCGAAAAGCCGAAAGAACCACUUCAUUUAGUCACUGGUGCCUCAGGGUUUUCUAAGUCUAAGUCCUUGACUAAAUCAAGUCAACUAAGUAAAUGGACUUUCGGAGAUGACGCAUACUUCAUUAGCAGAAAUAAAGUCGCAGAUGUCAUCGGUAAUAAUUUUAUUGUUUUUUUUGGGUUUUUUUUGUACAGUAUAAUAAUAUAAUUUAAAAAUAAGUUUAUGAUGGGCGUCAUUGGUCGGACUUUAGAAUUAGGCAGGUAGGUCAUGUUUUUGUUUACAUUCAUUCAUUCAUUGCUAUCCCAAAAAUUCACCUUACACUUACACUUUAGUCUUAGUUUUAGAUUGUGUAAUCUGGGUAAUUAUUUAACCCAUUCUCAUUUAGAUUUAGAUCCAGGUCUUAAGCCAGUGAAUAUCUAACUUUAAAGGAUUUGAUUUUUAUUUAUUUUUUUGGCAAUCCAAUUUGAAAUUUUUUCCAAUCCCUGCCACUUUGAGUUUCUGUAUGGGAUUCUCUCCUCUUUGUUUAUUUGUGGAGAAUUAGCUUCUAUUUUUUUAAUAUUAAUAUACUGAUGGAGUGUUUUUGAUUGAUAUUUCAUUGGGUGGUUAAUAAUAUUUAAAAAACAAGGCUAUGUUGCAAAGGCAAUUUUGCCAGAAUUUUUUCACUGGAUAGCUUAACAUUAUACCCAGUAGACUAGUAGAAAAAAAAAAUUAGUUUGUUUAUAGAUUUCAAACCACUUACAUAACAAAAUAAAAUUAAAUUGUAUCAAAUACAUUAUAUAAUUGUGUAUGAUUAAUGUUUUUUAUCGAUAUAUUUUAACAGAAGAGUAUUAUAAAUGCUGGAAAGUCCCCUUUAAUAGUGUAAUGUUUAGAUUGCUAUAAGUCUGCAUGAUUAAUGAUUUGUUUUUAUAAAUCUGAAUUCUAAACGAAAGUAAACAAGAUAAUGUUCAAUUCACAAAUAAUUUUAUUUGAAUUUAGAACAACAACAUAAUAGAAAAUAAUGAAGUGUCUGAUUUAGAGUGUGCAGCAUCUUCAAUAGCAGUUUGGUUUUGUUCCAGAAAAAGUCGAUGCUUCUCAUUUACAUUCAAAUCAGAGGGAAAAUAUUUCUGUCCUUGUGCACCCUUUCUUCUGUUAUGGCUGGCUCUGCAACUGAAAGAUUGAAUGUGUAAUAAAUAACACAGCUAACUCUGUAAAGCAACUUUUUAUUUUCAUUUCCUUAACACUUCUGAUGUGUCGUAACCAUCAGUUUUACCAUGUUAAUGUAAAAUGAACUUUAGUGGUUAUUUAAUAAAGUUACCGGUAACUCUCCAUACAGAACCCUUUAUCGUGAUUACACGUUAUGGAGGGUAUCUUUCCUCCGCUUGAAUAGCAAAAUGAUUUAUUUUUUUUCGUGUUGCGCUUUUUUUUUCUUUUUAUUUUCGAGAUUUUAUAGUAUAAACAGCAUUUUCAUCCAGGCGGUUGUUAACCACCAUUUUUUUUGUUGUUUUGCGUCGUGAUAUUUAGUGCGCAUGCGCAGAAUGCCGCAGAAUAGCUUGCCAAUCACACAGAUUGGUCCGAAAAUAUGUGCAGCAUUUUGAUAUUUAAAAAAAUAAUUCACACUGCCUUUUGAAAAUAAAUCAUUUUUAGACAUAGAAUAAUAUGGGAUUCUAAUGUGUUUUGUAGAUAAACUUUAACUUGUCUUACAGGAACUUGGUUUGCUCUACAAGACUGUACAGUUAUCUCAUUUUUUUUUUAAAUGGCAGAUACCGCGUUUUGAAAAUCGACACUUCAUUUAUUAAUUAUUAUACAGUAGUUUUCUUUUAGAGUGAAUUUAAAUAAAAGAUUUAUAUUUCUUUUGGCUUUGCAUAUAUGAUAUGAAAAUACAUGAAACUACUAAAUAACAUACAUAUUCUUCUUGUGGCUUGAGCUUAUGCUCUCAAAGCCACGGCUAGUACAGAGGCAACCUGGUCCAUCUAUUGGGCAGUACCAUGUAACAUUUUCUAAAUUUAAGACUCUCCUGGCCUCCCCAGCAACAUCCAUUGCGGGGGCAUGAAGUCAACUGAUGCGCUACGGUUUCCGGGACCAUAUUGCAAUGUCGGCAGAUUGAGUCCCUGUUAUUGUCUAACCUGUUGAAGUAAGAUUUAGUAGGGCAGAGCUCCGUUAGCAUUUUAGUCAUUAGACUGUGGUGUCAUGACCCAGUUUCCACCAAGGGUCUGUUCUAAUAGGAACUUCUCUGGCCUUUGUCCUGUCUGCACCACUUUGUCCUCGAGUGGCCCGCCAGCCAGUUUUUGACACUGAGGUAAGGGACUAGCGUUUCUGGCUGGUACUGGACAGCCUCGGUUCAUUCCAGUGAGUCUGCUCUUUCAUUGCCCUUCACGUUUACAUGGCUUUGAACCCAUUGCCUCGGAUUUUCUCAAUCUUGCACACAUCAUCCAUGAUGGCAUCAACCAAGUGGUUGAUAAUGAAUGUUUCUAAUUUGAAUGAGGAACAAUGCAUAAAUAAUAAUUAAGAUGUUUAGAGUUGUUUAAACCUUUAUUACUUUCAAAAGGAGUAGCAGAUGGUGUUGGUGGCUGGAGAAACUAUGGCAUAGACCCAUCUUCAUUUCCUCGUACUCUAAUGCUGGUAUGUGAGCGUAUGGUGCGGGAAGGUCAUUUUGUGCCUCAAUCUCCAGCCAACAUUAUUGCUGCUGGCUACAGUGAAAUGAUGGAACAGAAAGUUCUAACUCUAGGUAAAGAAUUUAGUCCCUUUUUUUUGUUAUACAUUGGUUUUGAAUCAUUAAAUAGAUUGUCUAAAAUUAUAUGUAAUAGAAUAUUACACAAAAAUAACGUAUUUCAGAUUAGAAAUUUUAUCUAGCAUAAUUACGUAUUUUUUAAGCUUUUCUUUAUUUCGGCAAACACUAUUUUAAAUUCUAGGCAGCAGCACAGCUUGUGUAGUCUCACUCCAUCGAGAGGAACAAACCAUCUACUCUGCUAAUCUAGGAGACAGUGGAUUUCUUGUUAUACGAAAUGGGGAAAUAGUCCACAGGUCUACAGAGCAGCAGCAUUACUUUAACACUCCCUACCAGCUGGCCGUUGCACCACCUUCAAGGGACGGUCAGUGGCUCAGUGAUAGGUGACAUUUUACAUUACAAUCUGCAUUACAUUUAUUUUGUUCACUUUCCCCAAACACACAAAACCGCUGAUAAGUGUUGUGCUGAAAUGUGAUCUUGUUUUGUUUUUUUUUUUUAUUUCAAGUUACACCAGAGAAGGUUUUUAACUGAUUAACUACCAGAUUGAAAAACCGGCUGUGGCAGAAUUAAAUCUAGGUCACAUUUUCUCAUUUUAGCUGUGUGUCCAAAUUCAGCUGCUGUUUUCUCAAUCAUAAACAUAUUUUAAUGAUUAAUAAACCAUUUUGUAGGUAAUGGAAUUGUUUAUAAGAUAAACUUAAAACAUUUGUAAUAGUAGAAAUUAUUAAUUGUUAAAUUAGUAUUUACUACAGAGAAAAAAAAAUAUGUAAAUGUGCCAACUUACGUAUAAAUUUUAAAUUUCCAAAUUAUUUAAAGCCUUUUAUUUAGUGGUUUCCAAAUAGUAUAUCCAAUAAUAAGAAAAAUGCACCAAAGAACACAGAAAUUGAAUAAUAUUUACACCUCCAAUUACUUAUAUGCCUUUAGUAACACUGUCACAUGUUGCGACGAUUAACAAGUAGUAAAAUUUUGUAACUAGCUUAGAAAAUAAAUCAAAAUUAAUUAACAGCUCGUUUUUUAAAACGUUCUACCGAUAGCGCGUGGUUCUAAUAUAAACAUCCUGUCGGUAAAUUAAAAACCCAAAGCAAAACGGGAAUAAUAUAAAUGUUUGACUCCAAUACAAACAUUGGCGCUCGUGGCCAUAACGGAAGAAACGCCGAGCCACUCUCAGUGGGGCAUGGUAAUUAACCAGUUAAGAAUAAAUAAUAGGGGAUUUCUAAUAAAAGCUUAUUUGUGUUUUUAAUGCUAACCCUUAUUUCUGCAUUUGAAACAAUUUACAGCCCUGAGAUGGCGGAGAGUUCGUCAUUUAAAGUUGAAGAUGGGGAUGUUUUAAUGCUUGCGACUGAUGGACUUUUUGAUAACUUGAGUGAGGAUAUGAUUGUUCGAUCACUAAGACCACUACAUGUAAGUAAUGCUUUGCCUAAUGGGUUUAUUAAUACAAAUUUAUGAUCUGGUCAGUUUUUUUAAUACAUUUGGCAAGGGAUGGGCUAUCUUUUUUAUUGAAGGGAGACAUUUUUAUAGCUUAACAUGAUUAUAUCUGCUAAGAAAAUUAUAUAUUAAUUUCAAACAUUUUUUAUAAAACUGAAUCAUCUUUGUUUUUACAAACUAAGUAUAUAGUUUACAUAUUAAAUGUCUAGAGUUUUCUAAGGAGCACGAGUUUCUUUCCAUCAAUUGCAUUAUCUUUCUGAAAUCUGCAGACACAUAAGGAGGAAGAAAGGAUCCAAUCUACAGCGCACAGCAUGGCUGAACAUGCCUACAAACUUUCAUUAGACCCUGACUACAUGUCUCCUUUUGCACUCUCAGCUUGUGACAUUGGUAUUGAUUUGAGAGGCGAGUAUUUUAAACAAUUUAAAUUGUUCUAGAGCUUAACUAGGGCAGAUUUUUUACACGGGGUCUUGAUAUUUUGCCAAUCCUACAUCCAGUCCUACAACCACCUGCCAGGCUUUAAACUAUGGGCCUACAGACAGUUCUACACCCUACCUGCCGGCUUUUAAACAGUAGCCUUACAGACAGUCCUACACCCAACCUGGUGGUAUUUUAAAAAAUAGUCCUACGGACAAUCCUACAGGCAGUCCUACACCACUCUGUAUUAUUAAUAUAAAACAUGUUGAGUUGGGGAAGGGCCAGUUGUGAAUAGGAAACAGCCACACCAGAAGAGAAAUAUAUAUAAGAGAGGAUUCAGCCAUGGAAAAAUAAUUAUUUUAUAAAUCAAUUUUUUUUUAGAGUAGCUUCUUCCCUGUAACAUUGUCUGAUAAAGUCUGAUAAAAUAAUUGCAUAGCUAAUUACUUUUUUAACAUUGUAUGAAUAGCAAUAAAAAGUGAAUUGAACUAUUGAUGAAAGCUUUUUGUUUUGCAAGUCCUGAUUAACUAAUUUCUAUAUUUCUCAUGUCUGCUAAGGAAUGCUCUUAGCUCAAACACUCUUCUUUUAUUAUCCUGUCUUUCUAUUUCAAGCUUGUGUCACAGAUUAGAUGAUGGUAGUAUGAGCUAUUGCCCGUUGCGUACCAAGUAGUAUUGGUGUUGGUUGAUGUAGGGGUUGCUCCUCUCUGUGAAAGUUCAGUGUCCAGACGUUGAGGAAAUAUAAUGAAGAAAACACAGACUUCAAAGAAUGACCAAUAACUUCCUCAUUAACAACUAUAAACAAAGAAUGUAUUACUAGAUCCAAUACAGUCUAACAAUAUUCCCUUUGAAACCGUUAACAUCCAUUAGUCUUCAACGCUUCACAACUUCCAAAACAUUCAGUAAUCUUCCACGCUCCUUAACCUCAAAACAUUUUUCUUCCUUCUGAAAUCGCCCAACACCCAUUCAAAAUCCAGCUAACGUGGUGCGACCCAUAGGAAAAACCCAAAAAAUAACAUUAUUACUAACAUGGAAAUGCAAUGGAGCGCCAUUGUUACACCCUGCCCUAAUCAUUUGUGACAGCUUGCACAUACCAUAUUCUACUGUUUCCUUCACUCAGCUUGAACGCAGUCCUUCAUCAUUCAUAACUCAUGAGAUUUAUUAUUUUUAAUUUUAAAAGAAAAUUUAAAAAAAUAUUCUCCCAACUUAAGAUUAUUAAAAAAUCUUUUUUUGUUUUCAGGGGGAAAGCCAGAUGACAUCACAUGCAUUAUAGCACGUGUUACAUACCAGUCCGAAAUUUUUCUGUGA
Lymnaea stagnalis (great pond snail) is the source of this 7443-nucleotide messenger RNA. Lineage: Eukaryota; Metazoa; Mollusca; Gastropoda; Lymnaeidae. The record is from the annotation of a GenBank genome assembly.